GCUAGUUACCCCAAAGGCGGGAAACAAAGCCCUAGAAGAAAAAGAGGCAAAAUUCAAACAUAGUCCGAUCACAGAGGGGAAAAGAGAUAUGAAAUCCGAAGCUAAGAGGAAUUUUGAUUUCGAUCUCGAAGAAGACAACGAUGAAGAUUUCCUUUCAGCGGUGGCCGCAGCUGAAGCUGUUGCCCUAGCUAGUAAACGCAGGAAAAUCCCCAAUCAUAUCAUCGAUCCCCCCAAAAAUGCUGUCGCGGAGGUUUCGGACAAAAUUCCCCUCAAUGCAGAAGCAGAAGGGAUCUACAUCGCCGCUUUGAAAGGAAACCCUAUUCUCCUCUCUCAAAUUUCUGGUUGGAAAGUCAAUUCUGGCAACAAAGGAUCCAUUUCUGCAAAUACUACUGCUCAAUCGGAAGGUGGUGGUUCGUGUUUCAAAUGCGGGAAAUUAGGGCAUUGGGCUAGAGAUUGUGAUGCUCCUGGAGGUGGAGGAUCUUUCAGCGCUUCUGGAAAUGAUGCUUCUGUUGCGGAGAAAGCAUGCCCCUGCGGAUUGGGAGUCUGUUCAAUACUAACUGCGAAUACAGAGAGGAAUCGCGGUCGAAAAUUCUACAAAUGUCCCGUCCGGCAGGAAAAUGGUGGCUGCGGAUUCUUUGAGUGGUGUGACAGUGUCCCUGUAAUGAUGAAUUAUGGAAGCCAAAAUCGUGCAUCAAGCUCAUCAUUUUCAGAUAUUCAGUGCCCCUGUGGUGCUGGUUCUUGCAUAAUUCUGACAGCCAAAACAGGGGAAAAUGUUGGGCAGCAAUUCUAUCGUUGUCCGUCAUACCAGGCGACCUGCGGGUUUUUCCAGUGGUGCAAGGAGCCUUCCAUGGCAACCAAGAAUCAAGUGAGUGCUUCUAAGGUCUACAGUAACACAAGCGACGCGAGCAAAAGCGUUGCUGUGACUGUGAGAACUGGUUCUUCCAGUUCCUGUUAUAAAUGUGGGGGUGAAGGGCAUUGGGCUAGAGACUGCUCACAAUCGCUCGCAUCACCAAAUCCUCCUGAGUUUGGCAGAAGUCAAUCUUCUUCACUGGGAACCUGUUUCAAAUGUGGUAAGCCUGGUCAUUGGGCAAGGGACUGCGCUAAUCGUUAAUAAUAGGUACUGACCCUCUGGCUGCUUCUGCAAUAGGCUGUUUCAAGGUUCUUAUCAGUUGUUUAAUCUUGUAAAUUCUCCAGGAUAAGUCAUCUGACAUUUCUGCUUAUUUGGUGAUCUCCUUUUUUGAAGUUCACAUUUACUCACAUUUGAGUGGAUGAUGUGGAUAUGGGUUAUAGCUAAGAAUUGGGAUUUUCUUCAA
Messenger RNA from Benincasa hispida (wax gourd), 1313 nucleotides. RefSeq lists its product as uncharacterized. Gene Ontology annotation, molecular function: zinc ion binding; nucleic acid binding. NCBI's taxonomy places the organism in Eukaryota, Viridiplantae, Streptophyta, Magnoliopsida, Cucurbitales, Cucurbitaceae. The record is from RefSeq and is a predicted model, not a curated record.